CGGAAAUAUAUACCCUCCAAAUUAAACAUAUGAUCUCAUUUAAUGUUGAAAGGACACUUAUUAUAGCAAACAGGCUGAUAUAUGAUUCUUCUUAUGUCUCUUUUGAAACAUUUUCAUUUGCACAUUUUCAAGAAAACAAUCAAAAACCCAUAAGCUAGAAGGAAAGGGAAGGGAAGGGAAGCAUUGAUCGAUCAACUAACUCAGAUCGAUCAGCAUAUUAAGUGUCGCGCUCUAUUUUCAGUUUUAUCAAGUUUCAAAUGAGGAACAACAGCAGGUUAGAUGAAGCUAACAAGCCUAAAAAUGAUCAGCAGAUUGCAAUGAUAUCAUCAGUUAAAGAGAUUCAACGUGUGACUGACGCCAACCAACUGAGGUUGCAACAUUUAGAACUAGCAGUUGCAAACUUAACUAGCAUAUGCAGCAUAAUUAGGAAUGAUAUGUACUCCUUGAGUUCUUCAUCCAAUUACGACUCCUAUAGAAGAGUUCAAGCAGAAGCCAUAGAGAUGAAACGACGAACCUCCUCUACGCGAAUGCGAUCAAGCUCACCGUGCUUGAACUUGAAGGAUGAUGUGUUGGGAGUUCAGAUGAAACAACUAGUUAAACAAGCUGCUGCUCUUGGCAUUCUUAAGGACUCUAGGACCAGUUCCCUUAUACUUACAGGGGAUAUGAAGGCAAAUUCAAAGACACCCACAAGCACAAAACCAGCAUUAAAGAAAUUGCAAGCAACAACAAAAACAGCACCAAUGAAAGUACAAGCAACAACAAAAACAGCACCAAAGAAAGUGCAAGCAACAAAAAAACAGAAAAGUUCAACGAAACUGCUGGUCGAAAGCAUGGAUUCAACCACAGAGAAGAAAAUGUCAAUGAAAGUGGCAACAGGCAAGAACCACAACAUGGGAGCAUCUCAACUAUCAAAAGCGAAGCGUCCACCAGAAAAGAAUGCAGACAAUAAGGCGACUGCAACAACGAAAGUUUCGCUGGAAUCGACUGUUAGAAACACGAAAACAACGAUCUCGAAAGUCUAUGUUAAUCAGUCAGCUGCAAAGAAGAGUAAAGAAACUACUGUCAAGAAUGUGGAGACAACACAAGACAAAGGGUCUAUUAAACUAACAAUCAAGGCACAUGAUCAAGGUCACAAGUCUCAAAAUACUACUGCAGUGAAAUCCCAUGCUGCCACAGACACAAAUUCAUCACCUGGUACCGCGAAAUCUGACCUCAGACCUCGCAGGAAAUGGAGUACCCCAGAAAGAAAAAACUCUUCAGAAGUAAAAGAGUCAUUGGGAAUAUACGGUAGUUGUCAAUCUAUAUAAUCUAGGAGUAUAAAAAAGUUCGGGAAAUCAGUAAUUAUAAUUAGUUGAAUGAGGGCAAUUUCUUUCAUUUGAGCUUUAAUAAAUGAGAUUAUGAGAAAAGCUACAAUAUGCAAGUAAAAUAUUGUAACAUUUCACAUGUCUGUGAUUCAAACAUAGAAAUAUAUAUUGGUAAUCA
This is a messenger RNA of Beta vulgaris subsp. vulgaris (sugar beet), 1482 nucleotides long. RefSeq lists its product as hypothetical. The record is from RefSeq and is a predicted model, not a curated record. The transcript has 3 exons. Lineage: Eukaryota; Viridiplantae; Streptophyta; Magnoliopsida; Caryophyllales; Amaranthaceae. The coding region runs from base 258 to 1307 and encodes 349 amino acids.